AUGGCCUGGACGGUGGUGUUUGUCGGUGGCGGGUUGAGUGGGACUCGCUGUGCAGAAGCCGUUUCCUCCGUCGGCCGAGCAGCUGUUGAAUCUUCCCAAUGCUGUGUGAUCUGCAGUGUCCUCUUGGUGCUUACAGCUUGCCUUUUAGCUUUUAGCGUUAGCUUACCAUCAGCUCAUCAGGAUCCGGCACGGCAUGAGCACUCAGUGGAAGAGGAAGUGCUGACGAAGCCGAAACGGAACAACUCUUCCUCGGUUACAAAUUGGGGAGUUCUUUGCAUUUUUAUCGCUGCCGUCGAAUACACCGGGGUGGAAGUUGCAACUUCCAUGCUGUUGGAAACGCAGUUCGCCUGGCCUGUAGAUUCCAUCAGCGCCGGUGUGGAUGCAGUUUUUGCAUUGGCAACCAUAGGCAGUCUGGUGCUUUUGGCCCUGCGCAGCAGUGGCUUGCUAAGUGAUCGGCAGAUGCUUUAUGGAAUGGGCUUGAUUGCCCUGGUUGCCAGCUUUGUCUUUUUUGACUUUACGAGGGGUCCGUUGGCCCUUCUCACAGCCGCUGUUGCGAUUUACACAUGUGUGCUCUGUGCUGUGGGGAUUGCUGAAGGAUUACGUAACCUUCCUGCAGAUUACACCCAACGGCUUGCAAGCCACAGAGAAGCUCGUUUUCUACAUGUACAUCGCCGAUUCUCUGGUCAAAGCCACAGCGCCACCGAUUGCUCGAUGGAUUCUUGGCACCCACGGCCGGAACGUCUACGCAUUGUACCAGGUCACCCUGCUAUUGCUGAACGGUUUCACAACUUUGAAAAUCGUGUAAAUUCGGUGCACACCUCUCCGAUGGAAAGCCCGUGCAGCGAUCUUCUUCGAGCAUGCCUGCAGGUCGCCAAGGUCACUUGGGUCCCGGCAAUUAUCGGCAGUUGCUGA
Symbiodinium natans is the source of this 912-nucleotide messenger RNA. The record is from the annotation of a GenBank genome assembly. NCBI's taxonomy places the organism in Eukaryota, Dinophyceae, Suessiales, Symbiodiniaceae.